Molecule: messenger RNA, 1531 nt
Organism: Scleropages formosus (Asian bonytongue)
Lineage: Eukaryota; Metazoa; Chordata; Actinopteri; Osteoglossiformes; Osteoglossidae
Gene: cenatac
Product: centrosomal AT-AC splicing factor
Exons: 11
Coding region: 10-1086 (358 amino acids)
Source: RefSeq, a predicted model, not a curated record
AUAACAACAAUGGAUGCGUUUUACUGCGCCGUGUGCCGGCAGACGAGCUUCGCGGGGAAGGGACACCGUUACGGAAAGAGUCACCAAGCCAAGCUCAAAGUGGUCCUCGUGAAAUUCUUGGAGAAGCGCGCUCCUUGCAUUGGCUCGCAGGUGAAAGAAGCGCGCCGGACUGUGAAGAACCCGCGCGUGGAAAAAUUCCGCAGCGCCGAGCACGAGACCAGCUUCUGGUGUUACUGCUGCGCGCGCGAGGUGCCCAAGCACGUUUCCAAUGGCGACGUCGCCGUGCUCUUCGGCGGGCUGCUCGAGCACAUGGCCACGCCGGAACAUAAGAAGAACACAAAUAAAUUCUGGUGGGAGAAUAAAGCGGAGCCCAAGUUGAAGGAGAAGUUUCUAAUAACUUCAGAGGAGGCUGAAAGGUUCAAAACAGAGGUUGCUAGGGCUCUGGAGACCUUUGAGGAAAAGGAGGAUGAGCUCAUUAAGCAGCAAGCUGCCAUAAUCAGAGCCCAAGAGCAGCACCGAAAGGAAGUUCUACAGUCCCUCUUAGAGCUUCAGACAGAGCUGGAGCAAUCUGCACGGGGCCCACAUGAGUCUGCUGACAGAGGAGACGGCCCUCACUUCAGGCUUCCGGAGCCAGUGCAGGAGUCUGGGUCUAGCUGGAUGGGUACAGAUGGACAGAGUCAGUGGCCAAGCGAGGGGAGCAGCUUGACUUUCAUUGGAUACCAGGAUUCUUCCAGUUGCGGAAAUGUUCACACAGGUGCCAUUCCUCCCUGGCUGCUGGAUGACCCCCUGGAAGGGAGCUCUGGAAACACAGAGCAGGAGAUUGGUCCAUCUCACCAGGAGUUCCUCAAACACAAAGAACAGGAGAAGCUGAGGAAGCUGCCGGCCCAUCGUGUCGGGGCCAACUUUGACCACACUUCACAGACAGAUGCCAACUGGCUACCAUCCUUUGGCCGCGUGUGGAACAGUGGCCGGCGAUGGCAGUCAAGACACCAGUUCAGAGAGGAGGAAGGACAGGUGGGCAGACAGAAGAGGAAGUGGAGUAGUCAGGGGAAAGGUGGGAAGAAGCCGCGAUUGGACCUGCCGUGAGCACCAUCCAAAGGAGCCAAGUGGAAGUCGACAGGGGUCAGAGACCACCAGUCUGCCACAGGCGUCCAGCAUGAGGGGAGCUCUGAGUGCACUGCUGAGCAGAGGGACAGAGUUCAGCUACACUGUUAACAGGACAUUGCAGUACUUGAUUUACAGGUUCAUGAAAAGAUUUUGAAGAAUUAAAAUGCAGAUUUUUUUUUUUUUUGGUUGUCUAAUGUGUAUUAGUGGUAUUUUUUUUUGCUUGGUGAUACCUGUUGUACUGCCCUGCUGGUCCUUGUGUCCCUUCAGGGUGAGCAAAAUCAAAUGUCCACCUAUUAGUGGACUAGUGCCAUGUUAGUGGUAUUGAUUCAUACUUCUUGGGUCCACACAUGUGGUAGCUGGUAUUACUUAAUAUUAAAAUACAACAGCUGUAAUUGUUUUUCCCACCUCAUUUCUCCUGUGUGGU